UUGUCAAAAGUUCAGCAAAGUCAACGUUGUACGGUACUCGACAUUCUAAGUUUAGUUUACUUACAUUACUUGUUCUUUCAUUACACCGUAUAUUCGUCCAUCAUGAUGGUCAACAAAGUGCUUUUGGCCGCCGUUUUUGUGUUGUUCGGUUCUCUGUUUUACAGCAAGGUCGCCGGUGAUGGCGACAGGGAAAAGGUAGCAAAAUUAUUAGCGACUAGCAUUAAAUGUUUCAACAAAGUCGACUUAGACGUUUGCGCCGAAAUGAUGAAAGGCGAGUACGACUCCACUCAGCAAAAGUACAAGGAUUGCAAUUGUGCUAUGGCGUGUGUAGGAAAAGAUUUGGGCUUUAUAGUCGACGGUAAACCGGUUCCAGAAAAUUAUCAAAAAAUGGUGAGCGAAGUUCAAAACGCGACUAUCAAAGCCGAAUUGACCGACAUCUAUGAAAAGUGCCCGGACCCCAAAGGAGACGACGAGUGUUCUCUUUCAGAAAACUUCAUGACAUGCGCUCUCAAAAGCUCGCCUAAGCUUAAAGACCGUUUGACAGCUGUAAUGAAAGCCAUGUCGGUUGCCAUGCACAAGAGUUAAAGGUUUACAAAAUAAAAUGCAUCUUAUCUGUUCAAUUGUAGCCUAAAACCGAAAUUAAAUUUCGUUGUUAUAUCUUUACACUAGCAUGAAAAAAUACACUUGCAUAAUAAACGUUACCUAAUAUUGUUUAAAUUAAUUAUCUUCGUCCUUCAACUAAUCGCAUACGGAAAGGGUUGCUUGGAUGAAACAAGAACAUCUGUAUUUCGACAAGAGAUAAGCAUAUAAUAUGUUUUAUUAAAAAAAUCUUUGGCAUCAUUUCUAUGUAUAAACCUAAUUUACACUAUCGACAUUUUACGUUUAAAUGUACAUUUC
Messenger RNA from Adelges cooleyi (spruce gall adelgid), 897 nucleotides. RefSeq lists its product as uncharacterized. Gene Ontology annotation, molecular function: odorant binding. NCBI's taxonomy places the organism in Eukaryota, Metazoa, Arthropoda, Insecta, Hemiptera, Adelgidae. The transcript has 7 exons. The record is from RefSeq and is a predicted model, not a curated record. Bases 103 to 585 code for a protein of 160 amino acids.